Messenger RNA from Bubalus bubalis (water buffalo), 432 nucleotides. Its product is annotated as cytochrome c oxidase copper chaperone. Gene Ontology annotation, molecular function: copper ion binding; copper chaperone activity. The record is from RefSeq and is a predicted model, not a curated record. Gene Ontology annotation, cellular component: mitochondrial intermembrane space. Gene Ontology annotation, biological process: mitochondrial respiratory chain complex IV assembly. Bases 29 to 295 code for a protein of 88 amino acids. Lineage: Eukaryota; Metazoa; Chordata; Mammalia; Artiodactyla; Bovidae. The transcript has 3 exons.
UUCUCUUCAGAGCGACUGCCGGAAGUGAAUGCGCGCAAAUCGGCUUCGCCAAGUUUGGAGAGUUCAGGCUGUCUGUGCUAGUUGCUGUUUUUGGGCACGAAAAAUGCCAGGUCUGGUGGCCGCAAGCCCUGCCCCAUCUGAGUCGCAGGAGAAGAAGCCGCUGAAGCCCUGCUGCGCCUGCCCGGAGACCAAGAAGGCGCGCGAUGCGUGCAUAAUUGAGAAAGGAGAAGAGCAAUGUGGACACCUAAUUGAAGCCCACAAGGAGUGCAUGAGAGCCCUGGGAUUUAAGAUAUGAAAUGGUGGUCUGCUCUGGGAGUGAAUAGUUCCUGAAAAAUGAAGAAGAUUCAGUAACUUUGGGAGUUCCUUGCUGAAAAUUGAUAAAUAAAAAAUUAUUUAUAAUUUAUUAAAAAAAAAAAUCCCUGGUUAAAAGUC